CAGUUAAACAUGCAUACCGGUAGUAUAUCCACUCAUGAAUGAAAGGUAAUGUCAAACUGUGAUAAAUCACCAAACCRUGUCCUUGAGUUUGUUUUCGCAGGUCAGGAGAACUGCUGAGAGCUAGAUGACGUGGCAAUCCAUGACUAUAUUUUGGACUGAGGGAAAGAGAAAAAGCUCCAGCCAGGGAUAAGUUGUUUUUGAGGAAGUAUUUUUCUACCCACGUAUUGCAAUACCACAACUAACCACUAGGCCCCUUUGAUCCAUUCACCCCCAGGUCAGACAGUCAGAAGCACUGGCUGUUGCCAAACAACCCUAGAUCCACAUAGRCAAAAUUUGCUCUGAGUGGCUGUGGGGGGCACACUGUCUGAAGCUUUGGGKCACAGCAUUAACGGUCAUGUUGAAACAACAAAGUGUUCCCAAUCUUCCCAUGCAGUAUUAUCAUUUUUAGAAACCUUGCCAGGAGAGAAAAAAGCCUGCACGCACGCCUGCCCGCCACAAGCUUUUGGGCUGAUUGCAUCUCAUUCUCCCUCUCUCUCUCCCUCCAUCUCUCCCUCUUUAUCGCUCUGUUUUUCUUCUCCCCCUCUCUCUCUCUCUCUCAUACCCAUCCCUUCUACUUACUGCAAUUACMGCUUUGGAGCCGAAACUAUAAUAACAGCAUAAUGGGAUGAGGAAGCUGCAAUAAAAGCCUCCWCUGACAGAUUAACAAUCCCGGGCUUCUGAACUGUAAUUAACAAUGAAACUGGCAAGAAGAGGGGGAGAGAGAGAAAGACCGAGACAUGGUGGGACUGGAUAACUGGGCUACUCAUUUCUUAUAACUGAAUGAAAAGAUUUCAGUAAGUACUAGGAGUGGGACAAAUGGGUUACAUUUAUGUAGGACACACACUUAGRAGACAUGUCACAGUUAUGGAAAUAACUAAAGGGAAGACAAAUGAGACCAUGUCAGUCAAAUAUGACAAGCCAAGGAAUUAGUAAACUCCAUCUAUCACUUUUUUGCUUUCAAUAGCGACUGGGUAUGMAACGGUGGUUUGAUAUGUUUGAACAGGAUACUUACCUGAGGAUAGAAGGGAGGCCUGUGCAAACAUUUUUGUGGUAGGGAGAAUCUCCAGAAAAAUGUCUUUGCGUGUGUGUACUGAAUUGAUGAGGGAGAUGUCCAAUAACACACACCCAUCACUUUGGUGGCACCCCACCCACUAGCUCUCACAUGCGACCUCUCUCUCCCUCUCUCACACACACAUUGCAUUGCACACUGAAGUUACUGUCCCACAGUUCUGGAUUAAUAUUUUUCUUGCCAAGGAAUGAAAGAAUGGCAUCAGACCUUUUUGCUAUAGUGGACGUUUUUCCCUCUGAUAUCCAUAUAAAAAGAAUUAAGAGGAGGAUUCAUUUUCUAAGGAUGGGAUUGUACCAAAGCUUACCCUAAACUCUAUAAUAUAUUUACACUUCUGGAGAAGUUGUCUAUCGGGAGUGCAAAUACCUCUUUCAUAGAGGAUUUUUAUUAUAUUAUAACUUUUAUGUAGUGUGAGAAUUUGAGUAGCCAACCAUGCUGCUUGGUUUACAUCUCAAMAUKUUCUCAAACUUGUAUCAGGAAUCUCUAUAGCAUUCAGUUCUUAGACUUUUGAAGGAACACGUAUGGACAGUCAUUAUUUUCUAUAUGCUCAGAAAUGGCUCUCGGAGAAAAUGAUCAAAUAAACACUUUUGAAAUAAUUGUAACCAACUUUAUGCUAAUACGCCAUAGGCUGAGCUUCUCUAUUCUAGCUGUAUUUGUUUUAUACUAUUAUUUGCCUAUUAUUUUUACAAACGUUGGACAUUUUCUUUAGAAGUGUAUUUCUGGGGGUUGAUAGACAGUCGCCAAGAUAGCAGAGUAACAGGUCCUCAUUGCGUAUUGGACUGCACCGGACACUACACAGACUGAAAGAUUCCUAAAGAYUUCAUAUGGAGCCGAGUGAGCCCCUAAAUCCAUCUGACCACCGGACUAUGUGGUUUACCCACCUCGCCCUGCUGCUGCUCCGGCUGGCGGUGUCCGCCGAGGGGCUCUCCACCUGCCAUUCUUUACGCAUGGAUGAUCAGAAAUCCAAGCGCAUCGAGGCCGUCCGCGGCCAGAUCCUCAGCAAGCUCCGCUACCGGAGCCCACCCGAGCCCCCCGCACCAAGCCCACAGCCCGAGGCCGUACCCGCCGAGGUGAUGCUACUCUACAACAGCACCAGAGGAGCUGUUGGAGGAGCGCGUCAGUCCAAUUCCGCGUGCGACCGAGAGAGCAGCGAGGAGGAUUAUUAUGCAAAAGAGGUUCAGCGCAUAGACAUGUUUAAGCAGCGCACGGACACAAAUGCAGUGAACCCUCCAGUCCCCAGCCCGUAUUACAGAGUGGUGGGGUUCGAUGUGAGUGGUGUGGACAGGAACUCCAGCACCCUGGUCAAAGCUGAGUUCAGAAUCUACAGGACACCAAACCCCCAGGCCCGCACCUCAGAGCAGAGAGUAGAGAUCUAUCAGGUGAUAAAACCAGAAGAGGCAACAGGUCCCUCGCAGAGAUACAUCAACUCCAGAACGGUUCGCCCACAGACCAAGGGUUCUGCUUGUUGUAGAACCUGUUUAUGUUAUGUAAAGAGACACAUACCUCUUAGUCUGGAUGAUGAGCUGCUUCAGCAGCAGUUGCGGAGGCCAGGGUCAGGGCUGGCUAAGGGCCAGGUAGAUUUUAGUACCAAGACCCCCCACCUCAUCCUCACCUUGCGGCCCAGCGACAGGGUCGACAACCCAGGCAAGAAGAGGGCCACCGCAGACACCAACACCUGCUCCAGGAACUCCGACGUGGACUGCUGUCUGCGAUCUCUCUACAUCGACUUCCGCCGGGACCUGAACUGGAAGUGGAUCCACGAGCCGAAGGGCUACAAGGCCAAUUUCUGCUCUGGCAGCUGCCCAUACCUCUGGAGCGCUGACAACCACUACAACAUGAUCCUGCCGCUGUAUAACAAGCUGAACCCUGAGGCGUCAGCAUCUCCGUGCUGUGUACCUCAGGACCUGGAGCCUCUGACCAUCGUUUACUUCAUGGGCCGAACGCCCAAGGUAGAGCAGCUCUCCAACAUGGUGGUCAAGUCCUGCAAGUGCCGCUGACGCAGGAGCCCAGCGGCGGGCCAGGAGGCGGGACUUUGACUAGAACUACAACAAACUACCACUUUUGGUCCUCAAACAAAUAGGACAGACUGACUAUCUCUAGAUACUCAACCCUUCAUUUCACUAUGACACAUUUUACAGUCUGGCACAGAUUAUUUUUAUCUCACACGCAUGAAACUCUGAAAAUCGUUGUCAGCAAUGGGUCUUUUCCCCACUUUCAUAAGGUCGAGAAUAUUGUAAAUAUUGAAUUCCUUAAUAGCUUUAAAAAUCUGAUAUUAAAGUAUUUCAAUUGGAAAUACAAUGUGUUCUUGUUGCAUAAGACUGAUCUCUACCAAAUUGACUGAAGGGCCCAGUAACUCAGUUAAGAUCUGUGCAUAUUUACUGAAGGGCCCAGUAACUCAGUUACUUAAGAUCUGUGCAUAUUUACUGAAGGGCCCAGUAACUCAGUUACUUAAGAUUGUGCAUAUUAACUG
Molecule: messenger RNA, 3575 nt
Organism: Salvelinus sp. IW2-2015
Lineage: Eukaryota; Metazoa; Chordata; Actinopteri; Salmoniformes; Salmonidae
Source: RefSeq, a predicted model, not a curated record